CUAAUGCCAGAUGUUCAUUUAAAGAGCAAUACCCGGAACAGAAGUUUCAUAUCUUUGGGGCGCAGCCCGAGGGAUACUGGGAAAGCAACCGUUUGCAAGCCAGGGUCUAGCUUGAGAACCCACUUGCUUCUAGAGAUAGACCGGCAAGAUUACAGCCGAAGGACAUCGUCGUCUUUCUAUAAGCAUUGUGCCCGGCCACAGUUUAAAGGGAGUUUCUUCCAGGAUGAGCCAAACGUGUGAAUUGGUCAUAUCUGAAGUGCUGGUGACGUUGAAAAAUGGUGACAUAACCAAGCAAAAUGUGGAUGCCUUGGUAAACCUAAAUAAUUCGACACUGGACCAGGAACUUGGUAUAUCUAAAGCAAUUCUUGCUGCUGGUGGAACCUGUCUGAGAGAGGAAUGCAAACAGUUAGGAAAACUUCCUCAUGGCGAUGUUGUUGUCACUGGAGCUGGUGACCUCCCGUGCAAACACGUAAUUCAUGUCAUCCACGCAACAAGGCCCCAAAGCAUUGUGAAUGCAGUGAAGAAAGUACUUGGAGAAUGUGAUAAAAAUGAUCUGUGUACAGUUGCUUUCCCAGCACUUGGAACAGGUCUGGCUGGUUUAAGUGUAGAUGAGUCCAUCAAGUCCCUGUUGAAGGGCAUUAGAGAAUACUUGGAUGAUUGUAUGUCACACAUUACACAGAUUGUAAUUGUUACCUUCACUGAGAAUAUUUACCAAGGAUGUUUAGCAUUUAUGAAGAGUGAAAUCACAAAGCUUCAGAACCCCAAUUUGAGCCUUACAAUCUGUGGAACAAUUGUGGAAUUAGUUCUGGGUGACAUCACUAAGCAAGCCGUGGACUGCAUUCUGAAUUUAACAAAUGACACCCUGGACCAACGUGUCGGUGUUUCUGGGGCCAUACUGUCAGCAGCAGGGAGCAGCGUCGUCGAUGAAUGCUCAGUUUCAGGCACAAUGCCAGAAAAUGGCAUUUUGGUAACAACCGGCGGGGAUUUGAAAAGUAAAAAUAUCAUGCAUAUCAUCGGACCAACAAGCAUAUCUGCCUUCGCUCCAUCAUUGGAAAAAAUCCUAAAUGAAUGUCAUACAAAAUCAUUCAAAACUAUUGCACUGCCAGCCAUUGGAACAGGAAUAGCUCGUCUUGAUCCUGAACAAUCAAUUCAAGGAAUAUUGGAUGGCAUAAAGAAAUCUCUAUCAAAAAUGAACGUUUCAAGCUUCAAUAAGAUCUUGAUAAUUGCAUUCAAUGAAAACAUCCAAAAAGCUUAUUCACAAGUUUUCCAAAGGGAAAUUAGAAACUCUCAGGAAACCCAGCAGAAAGCAGAUAUAAUGGUUAAAGUAAAUAAAGGGCUGAUUGGCGGCCCAGACCACUGGAAGCACAUGGGUCAGAACAACUAUAUGUCGGUUAUCCUGCACAAGGAUUCUGCCGAGUAUAAAAAUGUGGCAAACAAUUUCAUGUCAGCAAAAAACAAGAACGUUAAGCUGAUAUCGAUCGAAAGGAUUCAGAACGCAAAGCUGUGGGCAAGUUACGCAAUCCAUAAAUUGCAUGUUGACAUUCAAUACCCAUAUCAGGACAAUGAAAAACAUCUUUAUCACGGCACAACUUACGAAGCAACCAAAAAGAUCAAUCAUCAUGGAUUUAAUAGAAGUUUUAAUGGCAAAAAUGCCACAGUUUUUGGAAAAGGAACGUACUUUGCAAGAGACGCAUCGCUCUCCUGCCAAGACUUAUAUUCUGUUAGGGAUGAAAAUGGCAAGAAAUAUGUUUACCAGGCUGCCGUCAUAACUGGAAGAUUUUGCCUUGGACACAGCAGCUAUAUAGAGCCUCCAGCAACACAAGAGAACCCCACUAUUCUCUUUAACACUACAGCCGAUAGGGUCAAUGAUCCCUCCCUGUUUGUCAUUUACGGUGAUUGCCAUGCAUAUCCAGAAUACCUAAUCACUUUCAAAUAAGUAACUUACAUGAUGGAAACCCAGUACAGACAAUCAACGGUGUAUUCCCAAUGUGUGAUGUUAAUAAAUCAAUGCAUUAAAUGUCAAGAAAAAAACAAACCAGAAACAUUUCACCUUUUUUUUAUUUUUCAGCUAAGACGUCUCCUUUUAGAUGUGAUUAACAUUCUACUCCUAUAGUAUAAUUUGACCCAUUAUCACUUUAUUAGUAAAUC
Molecule: messenger RNA, 2148 nt
Organism: Spea bombifrons (plains spadefoot toad)
Lineage: Eukaryota; Metazoa; Chordata; Amphibia; Anura; Pelobatidae
Product: protein mono-ADP-ribosyltransferase PARP15-like
Exons: 13
Coding region: 224-1936 (570 amino acids)
Biological process (GO): negative regulation of gene expression
Cellular component (GO): nucleus; cytoplasm
Molecular function (GO): transcription corepressor activity; NAD+ poly-ADP-ribosyltransferase activity
Source: RefSeq, a predicted model, not a curated record